This is a messenger RNA of Protopolystoma xenopodis, 228 nucleotides long. The record is from the annotation of a GenBank genome assembly. Lineage: Eukaryota; Metazoa; Platyhelminthes; Monogenea; Polystomatidea; Polystomatidae.
UUGCCUUUUGUGAAUUGUAUCACAGGAUCUGAUAAGGUGACUCUUCGUUUGGAUACCCGCGUUGGACUCUGGCAACGUUUACCCGAUCCUGAAUUCGCACAUGCUUUUCUUCCAAUCGUUCCAAUUUCUGGCCAGAUAUAUGCUGCUGGAGGAGGCGUAGUGCAAUUAGAACGAUUCGACCCGGCUUCUAACUCUUGGACUACUCUGGCUGCAAUGAAAGAGGAGUAA